AUGAUACUCUCUACUGGUGCGUUCAGCCCGACGUUUGCCACCCAGCUACUCCUACUUGCUGAUGAGGGUCAUUAUGCCAUAAGUCAAAAUGCAAUAUUAAAAAUUGCAUAUGAAUAUCUUGAUGUAAAAACAUUAAAUGAAUUUAUACAAAAACUUGGACUUAUAUCGUUCAACAAACGUCUGUCGGCCGUAUCUACAAUAACAACAACAAACGGAAAAGUCGAUGAUGACAGAGCAACGAAAAAUCGACCAUCGUAUCAUUUCGACGCCGAAAUGUUCGUUCUAGCGAACAACUUGCUAAUCAAUUCGCAAGAACUGAUACUAAAUUCGAUUCGUAGUCAACAAUUUUCAGCUGCUCGACAACAGCUCAGCACCUAUCUUCAUACACUGCAAGAUUUCUACAGUCAUUCAAACUACAUUGAAAUGGACGGUAUAGGUGCAUUUCGCCCAUUAGGCGAAGCAAACGCGUUUCAGGGAAGAAUAGUAACGGUUGAUAUGGCAACAUGUUCAAACUGUACAUCACCGUGUGACUUAUGCAAUUAUGUAUGCGUAGACAAUAUCAAUCCGUCUAUCAAUCAACAUCAAUCAACAGCAACUGUUCACCAGUGGAUAUUAUGGCGGACAAAUGGAAAAUGGAAGAGACAUUUUGAAACCGACAAAUGCGCUUAA
Messenger RNA from Didymodactylos carnosus, 669 nucleotides. The record is from the annotation of a GenBank genome assembly. Lineage: Eukaryota; Metazoa; Rotifera; Eurotatoria; Philodinida; Philodinidae.